This is a messenger RNA of Cooperia oncophora, 393 nucleotides long. The record is from the annotation of a GenBank genome assembly. Lineage: Eukaryota; Metazoa; Nematoda; Chromadorea; Rhabditida; Trichostrongylidae.
AUGGUCGAACUGCUGCAGCUGAAGAACAACUCCGUUGUCGUGGCUUUGUCCAACGAGAACGUUAUGAAACGAUUCAUUCGACUUAUUGUGUCAAAGGUUCAGGCCAACAAAAAAAGCCAAGUCAACAUCUCAGCACAACUUAUAGAGUUUGACCGCACUUCUGGGAAAACCAGCAGUACUGCGAAAGCUCUGCAAUUUGAACGUGCACACAGACAGCGCAGGCAUCAUGCGAUACAUCGCUCGAUCAGGAAAAAGCAAAAUGGGGGGAGGGGGGUGAAGCAAAUAUCCUAUCUUGCCUAUUUAAAAGAACACUCUUGCGAGUCUCAUUAUACAACAGAGCCAUGUCAAUGGCCACCAACGGAUCAACCCCACCAUGUCUAUCAUAAGACGUAA